Molecule: messenger RNA, 888 nt
Organism: Choloepus didactylus (southern two-toed sloth)
Lineage: Eukaryota; Metazoa; Chordata; Mammalia; Pilosa; Megalonychidae
Product: zinc finger protein 252-like
Exons: 6
Coding region: 312-806 (164 amino acids)
Biological process (GO): regulation of DNA-templated transcription
Source: RefSeq, a predicted model, not a curated record
GCCCGGGAGGACACCCUCUUUGUGCUGUGUGAGGGUUGGGCAGCGGCGAGAGCGGUGCGAGGGCCCCCAAGGCCCUUUCAACCCGGUUUGGAGACUCCGCACUGCGAUUCGGGACAGCCGGAUCUCACACAGGAGGGGAAGUUUGGCCGUUUUCGGGGGAUGAACCGAAUUGUGUUUUCCUAAGAAGAGGAAGUUUUGAACGAGCUUCGCAGUGAGGGACCUCGGUUGUAGGAGAUUCCAUCCCAGCGUUCAUUAAGCAUUUGUUUUUUCACUCUGCCUGCCUCCUUGGGACAAGCUCAACAGACCCAGCAAUGGCAGUCAAGCAGCUCCUUCCUGUUGGGCCCCAGGUCUCGGAUUCCUUCGAGGACGUGGCUGUGCUCCUCUCCCAAGAGGAGUGGGGCCAUCUGGGCCCUACUCAGCGGGGCCUCUACAGGGAUGUGAUGCUGGAGACAUACAGGAACCUGCUCUCUCUGGGUCUGCAAGGUUCCAAACCUGACAUCAUUUCUAGGCUGGAGCAUGGGGAAGAGCCGUGGACCCUGUGCUCACCCAGAACUGAGGGGAACAGGAUCUGGAAGCACAGGAGUGAAGGUUAUGAUUCCAGGAUAGAAAAAAAGGAUUCAACUCCAAAGCAGGAAAUUUCUGAAGAAAUGGAAUUACAGAGAGAACAAUCAAAACAAAUGACAUCAACACUGACCCUGCUGAGGAAGCUGACCCACCACUCUCCUGGAUCUCAGGAACACAGAGACUCACAACUACUGCUUCUUUACCCUUUGGCAGCUAAAGGAAAAGCAGAAAAACACCUCUGAGACUCUUUGGGGUUAGGAAGGAAAUAAAAUAAUCUACAUAUCAUAGAGCAGGGACAACAAGAUGAGCAACACCAAGAGCUCA